UUACAGCUAACCCACUCAGUGUCACACAGGGCGUUACAGGAAAUCCAAGCAGUGCAGCUGUUCUGAAUAUUACGGCAUUCUCUUUUCCUCUUUCGUUUUCCUUUUCUCAUUCUUUCUUUACUUUCGUAGCCGGUGUCUGCAAGUUUGCUGGGUCUCAGGACAUUCUGUUAUUUUUUUUUUAACGCUACUGAAUGCAAACUUCGUAACAUCUGGAGGAAGUGGAGUAAGAAUAAGAACUUAGACCCGUCUUGGAUCAGAAUAUAAGUGAAUUUUCCUAUUGGGAACCCUACAGAAUACUAAGCCCAUUACCAAAACCACUAUGGCGAACCGAAGCUCUCAAAAUGAAGACCAGUAAAAAGGCAGAGAUUGAUGCGAAGAUAAAAGAAAAUUUAGUGACUAGUGGAACAAUUUUCAUCGACAAAUUUGCAGACAUACUUAAGGCAAAUAACGGUUCUCCAGAGGUUAAUUCACAUUACAUGCAAAGAGUUCUCCAUUCCAUCUUCUUUAUUGGAUAUGUUAGCAAACCAAGAGUAUAUCCCGAGGAUUUUAUUCCUGAAUCAGUACGGGAAUCUUUUAAAAAAAAGUUUCCUGGGCCCUUUAGGGAUUACAAAAGCCAUGUUCCCCACCAGACUCCUUACUCCAUCCUGCUGGAGUUUAUGUCAGAGAAUAAAAACUUUAACGGGCCAAAUAUCCUUAUGCAAGAACUAUGGGAAAUAAACAAGUCACUGUGGAAGACAGAUACAAAUAUUGGCUAUCAGCCAGUGGCAAACGACUUCACGGCCACAGUUAUCGCGUACAGCUGUUAUAGCGAUAUCAAAGACAACAAUAAUGUGAAAUCUGCGUAUGGAUCGUCCAUAUCUUGCAGGGGCAAAGUUCCGCGUAUGAUCAUGAUACAUAUAUCUGUCUUACAGGUGUGGGACCUGGCUAUUUCAUAUGCUGUGUGCCAAGAGGGGAACAGCCCUGCUCUCGUCUUUCCAAAUAAGGUGUGCUGUCACGCUUUCAGCUUUAAUUGUAACAGAAACUGUUUUCUGGAAGUCCCACCCUGCGCCAAAUGUAACAAAAGUUUUCGGGAUGUGAAAUUUAACCCUUCAUGUGAAAAUCCGGAUGAUGAUCCAACAUGGCCUUAUGGGAACUGUGCGGAAAAUGAAUCCUUAAACAAGCUCUUAAAGGGAUGCCAGGAUUUAAGAUCGAGAAUUCUUACUGAGAAAAACACAGAGGGAAAUCAAAUGGAUAUUACUGAGAUAGAGACUAUGUUCAAAAAGGAAAAGGAGGAGAAAUUGAAAAAAACCCUCAAAAAUCUCCUGGGUUCUCAAAAUAUCCCACUACGUGAAACAAACGGAAAAUUGCAGUCCUUUCAGCCAAUGUGACCUGGGAGACUAUUCACUCCAAAUUGACCUGAAAUGUAUCAAAUUCUAGGAAAAUUCGACCUAUAUUGAAAAUUUAGGUAUUCAGUUAACAGAGGUUAUUAAAAGGAACACUAUAGGGUCAGGAACAAAAACAUGUAUUGCUGACUCUAUACUGUUAAAACCACCAUCUAGGCCCCCUGGCACCCAAUGCCCCCAUAAAUAUAGUAAAAUCUUAUAUUUAUUGCAGUCUGCUAGUGCUGGCUCUGCCCCUGAUCUGCCUGCUUGGAUGACAUCAUCAGUAUUGAUGAUCUCAGCCAAUCCAAUGCUUUCCUUUAGGAAAGCAUUGGAUUGGUUGACAUUGUCAAUUCUGAUGAUGUCAGCCAAGGAGGCAGGCUGAUGGCAGACCAGAGUAUUAUGGGAGAUGUAGUCCACAGCAUCUGAAGUGCCAAAGGUUGCUUACCCC
Pelobates fuscus (common spadefoot toad) is the source of this 1809-nucleotide messenger RNA. RefSeq lists its product as uncharacterized. The transcript is spliced from 5 exons. Lineage: Eukaryota; Metazoa; Chordata; Amphibia; Anura; Pelobatidae. Bases 342 to 1367 code for a protein of 341 amino acids. The record is from RefSeq and is a predicted model, not a curated record.